GGUCAGCCUGGGCCACAUGAGACCCUGUCUCACAAAACAAAACAGAUGAUCAUCAAUAAUACAAACCAAUCUAAGAAAGACUGUUUAAAAUUUAGGUAGAAGGUGUGCUCAGAAGUAGAAUUACUGGCUCAAAGAUGAAUUUAAGUUUGUUCUGGAACUCAUUUAAUGAAGCAUUGCAAUCUCAAUAUGAUACUAAAAGCACAAAAUACUGUGUUUGUUUUUUAAAAUGAGAGCUUCUCCCCGAUUGGCCUGCCACCCAUUAUGUAGACUAGGCUGGUCUGAAGCUUGCAGUGAGCCUCCUAUCAAACUCUCUUAAGAGCUAGGAUUCCAGUCAUGUGUCAUGAUGGCCAGCUAACGUGGCUCUUUAUUAUCAGUUGCAAUAUCUUAAGGGCUAGAUUUUUUCUGUAAAGAAAUAUUUUAUUAUCAGAUAGAUGAUUUCUUGACUGUCUUCCUCCUAUAUUACUUUGGAAAGAUAAAACAGGACACAUGAUACUUUUCUAAAUUGCUUAAUUAAAAAAUAUGUGAUGUAUAUAAAUGUAUAUCUUACAUAUUUUUUUGAGAGAUUGAAUGUCAAGAUUUAAACCUUAAAUUAGUGCCUAGAAAGUCCCUGAAGAAAAAAAAAAUGUUGUAUUUUGAGAAUCCAUUCUGGUCUUGAUGAUUAGUGAAUUAGCAUUUAUCUUGGUCUUAGAAAGGUCAAAUAGUCUCUUUUCAGUGGCUAGUACUGAGUAAAACAAGUUCAAAUAUGAAGGGUAUUAGAGAAAACAGAAUUUCUCAGUUCUCUUUUGAGGUAUAUCUACGAUACUGUUAACUUGUGUCUUUAUAGACUAGUACAUAUGUGCAAUUUCUGGAGAAAUGGUAUCUACAGUAUUGCAUAUUUGCAGGCUUUUCAUACUUAUAGACUUUUCAAAACAGUUACAUUCAGCUUAAGGUACCAAUACAGUUUUGUUAGAAACUUUUUUUGUUCUUUUAUGAAUAUUCCUUAAUAUUAUCCAAUUCAGCUUUUAUUUCCUCUUACAUAUUAUCUAUUCCUGAUUUUUGGCAUGGCAUUUGUGUUGUUCAGUAUUGUCCUUUAUGAAGUUUAUUUUGGCAGACUUUUGCAGAUGGUUGCUCUAUGAUAACUUAUGUUUGUGGAAAAAAGUCCAAAUGCUGUGCAAUAUUUAUGUUAAGAGGUAUUUAGGGUAAACAAUGGUAGAGGAAAGAGAAGUUAAAUGCUUGAAGAAGAAACCUACGGGAUUUUGAUGCUGUCAGAAAUGACUGUAAGGGUAACUCCUCCUGUGAAGUUGCUUUUGCAUGGAAGGAUGCUCUUUUCCUGAUAGAAGAUGAUAAUCUUGGAGAAUGACCAUGGAGAAGGGGAUGAGUUCUGGAGAAGGACUGCCUUCCAGAUCACCUCAGGCAUCUGCUGUUAAAGUAACAGUCAAGGAAUCAGAAACAAGGCAGCCCUGUGAGGAGAAACGAGGAGGCUUUGUGCUGGUGCAUGCAGGUGCAGGUUAUCAUUCGGAAUCCAAAGCCAAGGAAUAUAAACAUGUAUGCAAACGGGCCUGUCAGAAGGCAAUUGAGAAGCUACAGGCUGGUGCUCUUGCAACAGAUGCAGUGACUGCUGCUCUGGUGGAACUUGAGGAUUCUCCUUUUACAAAUGCAGGAAUGGGAUCUAAUCUAAAUCUCUUAGGAGAAAUUGAGUGUGAUGCCAGCAUAAUGGAUGGAAAAUCCUUAAAUUUUGGAGCAGUUGGAGCACUGAGUGGAAUCAAGAAUCCAGUUUCAGUUGCAAACAGACUCUUGUGUGAAGGGCAGAAGGGCAAGCUCUCUGCAGGCAGAAUUCCUCCCUGCUUUUUAGUUGGAGAAGGAGCCUACAGAUGGGCAGUGGAUCAUGGGAUACCCUCUUGCCCUCCUAGCAUCAUGACCACAAGAUUCAGCUUAGCUGCAUUUAAAAGGAACAAGAGGAAGCUAGAACUGGCAGAAAAGGUGGAAACAGACUUCAUUCAGCUAAAGAAAAGAAGACAAUCAAGUGCAAAGGAAAACGACUCAGGCUCUUUGGACACAGUGGGUGCUGUGGUCGUCGAUCAUGAAGGGAAUGUUGCUGCUGCUGUCUCCAGUGGAGGUUUGGCCUUGAAACAUCCAGGGAGAGUUGGGCAGGCUGCUCUUUAUGGAUGUGGCUGCUGGGCUGAAAAUACUGGAGCUCAUAACCCCUACUCCACAGCUGUGAGUACCUCAGGUUCACCUUUCCUUGCCAGUGAAGAUGGCGUGCUUGGUGGGGUGAUUGUUCUCCGGUCAUGCAGAUGUUCCUCGGAGUCUGACUCCUCCCAAAAUAAGCAGACACUUCUAGUGGAAUUUCUGUGGAGCCACACUACAGAGAGCAUGUGCGUGGGAUAUAUGUCAGCCCAGGAUGGAAAAGCCAAGACUCACAUUUCAAGACUCCCUCCUGGUGCUGUGGCAGGACAGUCAGUUGCAAUCGAAGGCGGGGUGUGCCGCCUGGAGAGCCCAGUGAACUGACUCUGGGCUGAAUAUGAAGUGUCUAAGAGGCAUUUCAAAACCUGAGCUUUGGGCUAGUUAAUUGAAGUUGGGUGUUUUAUCUUGCUUGUUUUGUAAAUCCUAUUGCAACCUCGGGCACUGCUUGGGACACAAGUGCUGCUAUACUUAGUGCUGGUUGACACUCGAGUCUUUGAUGGGUGAGCGGGAGCAUGUGUGAGUGUAUAUCCAUGUGCAGUUUGUAUGCUUGCUUCUCCCUGGUGGGGUAGGAUCUCCUCAAGUGUAACCUAUGACUGAGAAUGAUCAAAUCCUUACAAAAUGUGUGCUUUAACUGUUUACAAGUAAAACCUAAAAUUGUAGAAAACUUUAAUUUCAUAAAAAGGUACCAACUAUGGUUGAUACAAUGUGUCUGAACUGAAGAGUGAAUCUGCUUGUUUAAAUGACUUGACCUUCAUUGUCCUUUUAAUAACAGUAAUAACAGUAAUCAGUAAUAUGGUGUCAGUUUAAGUGGAUGGUGUGGUAACUUAAACUGUUGUUCUCAUCCCUCAUACAGGGCAUUUUUCCUUGAACAAAGAAUGGUUUCAGUGAAACAGUCUAGUGGAAAAUUAAGGUCAGAACCUUUUAAAGUAAUAGUCUUAUUGAUAAAGUUUGUACUUCUCUCCUGAGCUAUUUGAAGCUUAAGUAUUGCAUAGCUUUGCGCCGUGUGUACUAUAUUAUGAAAGAAUAUGUAAAGAGAGUGUUCAGUAAUGCACAGUCUUAAUAUGUGUAUAAUUGAAUGUUAUUUACAAUGUAACACUGUAAAUAAGAAAGCAAAGUUUAUGGGAAAAUUCAAUAUUAUCUUUGUUUCUCGUUUAAAUAUAUUUUUAAGAUAAAGGUACAAGAAUAAAAAGCAUAUUACUGGG
Messenger RNA from Onychomys torridus (southern grasshopper mouse), 3365 nucleotides. RefSeq names its product taspase 1 (gene Tasp1). Gene Ontology annotation, biological process: protein maturation. NCBI's taxonomy places the organism in Eukaryota, Metazoa, Chordata, Mammalia, Rodentia, Cricetidae. The transcript is spliced from 13 exons. The record is from RefSeq and is a predicted model, not a curated record. The coding region runs from base 1336 to 2487 and encodes 383 amino acids. Gene Ontology annotation, molecular function: threonine-type endopeptidase activity.